Messenger RNA from Trachymyrmex cornetzi, 2808 nucleotides. Its product is annotated as peripheral plasma membrane protein CASK. The coding region runs from base 23 to 2236 and encodes 737 amino acids. Gene Ontology annotation, molecular function: protein binding; protein kinase activity; ATP binding. NCBI's taxonomy places the organism in Eukaryota, Metazoa, Arthropoda, Insecta, Hymenoptera, Formicidae. Gene Ontology annotation, biological process: protein phosphorylation. The transcript is spliced from 16 exons. The record is from RefSeq and is a predicted model, not a curated record.
UCGUGUCGGAUGUCCGCACUUCAUGGCACCGGAAGUGAUCCAACGGCGACAGUAUGGGAAACCCGGUGACGUCUGGUCAGCCGGAGUGCUGCUACACGUCUUGCUAACUGGCACACUUCCGUUUGUCGGAUCUCGAGACAGGCUGCGGGAAGCGAUCUGUCGAGGGCGGGUGCAGAUGGAGACACCACUCUGGGAUCCCAUUAGUGAACCGGCGAAAGAUCUCAUACAGAGAAUGCUCACAACCGACGUAAAUCAUAGGAUCACCAUCCAGGAGGUUCUCAACCAUAAGUGGCUCAGAGAUCGUGAUAAGGGUGCAGCCCGUAUACAUUUAGGUGACACUAUAGAAGAGCUUAAGAAAUUCAAUGCGAGGCGAAAACUGAAGGACGCCGUAAAAGCAGCCGUCUCCUCGUCGAAGUGGCAUGCUCCGUAUUCAGAAGCUAAUGGCGACAAUUUCUCUGACGUCGGCGAUGACGAGAUAACUACAGGCGCUGUAGCUGAAAUUGCGGAUUGCUUGGAUGACAUUGAAAUUCUUGAGGAAAGUGACAGACUGUUGCGGUCGGAAGUUCUCAAUGCCGUUGAUGAUCAUCGAAUUCGAGUCAUCUUAGAGCUUUAUGACAGAAUCUCAGGUCGUGUACCAGCACCGUAUCGAGCACCACAAACAGAUGCGGUUCAACGUGCUCGUGACGUUGAAGAGAUCCUUCGGGAAGCAGAGCAUUCGGCGGUGAGAAAUAUCGAUAGAGCUGAUCUUCGAGAACUUCACGAAUUAUUGGUUCAGCCGCAUAUGAGGGCACUUCUACAAGCUCACGACGUUGCCGGUCACGAGGUCUACGGCGAGGAAGCCACCAGGGUAACGCCACCUCCACUUCUCACGUAUUUGAAUGGCGGCGACGAUCUCGAAGGACAAAACGGCGAUUUAGAUGAAAAAAUUACUCGCGUCAGACUGGUGCAGUUCCAGAAAAAUACGGAUGAGCCGAUGGGAAUCACAUUGAAAAUGAAUGAGGAUGGGCAAUGCUUCGUGGCGCGGAUUAUGCACGGUGGGAUGAUCCAUAGACAAGCCACUCUUCACGUCGGUGAUGAGAUUAGAGAGAUCAACGGUAUACCAGUUCAGAAUCAAUCCGUUAAUGCCUUGCAAAAGAUUCUGCGGGAGGCACGUGGAUCGGUGACUUUCAAGAUCGUGCCGUCGUACAGGAGCGCGCCGCCCCCCUGCGAGUUGUUCAGGAUUAAGCCUCUGCCAGUGUUAAUUUUCGUUCGAGCGCAAUUCGACUACGAUCCACUGGAGGAUGAAUUGAUACCCUGCGCACAGGCUGGAAUCGCUUUUAGAACCGGUGACAUUCUGCAGAUCAUCAGCAAGGAUGAUCAUCAUUGGUGGCAAGCGAGGAAGGAUAACGCGGCUGGUUCCGCGGGUCUUAUCCCAUCGCCCGAACUUCAGGAAUGGCGCAUUGCUUGCAUGUCUAUGGAGAAGAACAAGCAAGAACAAGAUGCUGAAGGAGAAGGUGGAUGUUCUUCUCACACCGAAGGCUGCGACGGUUCGACAGUAAAUUGCUCAAUAUUCGGCCGGAAAAAGAAGCAAUACAAGGAUAAAUAUCUUGCAAAGCACAACGCUGUUUUCGACCAGCUGGACCUGGUGACCUACGAAGAGGUCGUGAAGCUUCCUUAUCCUGCCUUCCAACGGAGAACUUUAGUAUUAUUGGGAGCACAUGGUGUCGGUCGACGACACAUAAAAAAUACGAUUAUUUCCAAGCAUCCUGAUAAAUACGCCUAUCCUAUUCCGCAUACAACGAGGCCUCCACGAAGUGACGAAGAAAAUGGUCGUAAUUACUAUUUCGUAUCGCAUGAUGAAAUGAUGGCAGAUAUAGCUGCUAAUGAAUACCUCGAAUACGGUACGCAUGAAGAUGCUAUGUACGGAACUAAGCUUGAAACUAUCCGCAAAAUUCACGAAGAAGGCAGAAUGGCCAUAUUGGAUGUUGAGCCACAGGCACUGAAAGUUUUACGGACUGCUGAAUUUGCACCUUACGUCGUUUUCAUCGCUGCACCAGCAUUUGCAAAUGUUACAGAUUUCGACGGUAGUUUAGAACGUUUGGCGAAAGAGUCGGACAUGCUGAAGCAGGCAUAUGGGCAUUUCUUCGAUUUGACCAUCGUGAACAACGAUCUCGACGAGACGAUCGCCCAAUUGGAGGCUGCGAUUGAACGCGUUCACACGACACCACAAUGGGUGCCCGUUUCUUGGGUCUACUGACAGCGGUCUUCACCGAUUCGUCACAUCGUCACCACGGAUUGCAAUGGCUCAUCGAGGAUGAAACAGUGAUCGCUGGUGCCGUGACGAUCAUCGUAUCACGGUCGGUCCUCUCGACGCGAAGAUUUGCCGUCAACAGUCACUGGCGUCCAACAGGAAUACGCCGCAGACAAUUACGUCGUGCACGUAGGACGUACUCAACGUACUAGCAAACAUGCUCGCCGUCGAUCGGCUCGACGGUGAAAACGAUCAAAGUGCGUGACUAUACGAUGGCCGUGUGUUCAUGAAAUUCUUUCCAUCGCAUCGUAAUUGUUAUUAUCAGUCGCGAGACACGAGAGAAGACCAGCGACGUAUCGUAGUCAUCUUGAUCCAUCGAUGAGUAUCGCCGUUGCGUCCGCUACCGAGGCGUCGGAUCAUCCGGAAAUGGAACGCGUCAUCAUCGAAGCACGACGAAGAUCAGUGACGGCAAUAAUGUCGUCACGUGCGUCUAGAAACGGACGCUUUUUCGCGGACCACCAACUCUUUCCUGAUUUCAUCUCCUUCUCCCUCUGUUCCGUCUUCCUUCUUUGAAGAUU